Molecule: messenger RNA, 681 nt
Organism: Sporothrix brasiliensis 5110
Lineage: Eukaryota; Fungi; Ascomycota; Sordariomycetes; Ophiostomatales; Ophiostomataceae
Exons: 1
Coding region: 1-681 (226 amino acids)
Source: RefSeq, a predicted model, not a curated record
AUGGACAUCCUCCGCAACCUCUUCGUCGGCAUCGUCCAGCGCGGCCAGACUGCCGUCCAGUCGCUCCUUGGCCGCGACCGUGCCGACGCCCUCCGCCGCUGGUUUGCCGCGACCUCCCGCGACCAGCCCCUGCUCUUUGGCCUCGUCGUGACCUGGCUCGCCUUCUGCGCUGUGCCGCUGGCCGCGUUUGUGGGCUAUGUGGCCCUGUGGGCGGUGGUCGCGUUCAGCGUCUUCUGGGCCAUCUUCCUCUUCUGGUCCGGCGUCGGGCUGCUGUUCCUGGUGCCCGCGCUCUGCGCGGCGACGGGCUUCAGCGUCGUCGUCUUUGUGUGGGCGGCGACGACAUACGUUGUGGGCGCGCGGGUGCUGGCAGCAGCGGGUUUUGACGUGCCCUCUCUGUUUGGUCUUGGUGGCAGUGGAGCCAAUGGCAGCAGCAGCAGCAGCAGCAGCAGCAGCAGCAGCAGCGGCAGCAAGGGCGCCUCAUAUGGCAAGGUGUCGUCUUCGUGGUCUUCGUCGUACGACAAGCCGUCGUCGCAGCCAGACAAGCCGCCGUCGUACGCGCUGCACCCCGUCUCGGCGACCAAGACGUUUGAUCCCAAGGAGUACAGCGACUUUCUGAGCACUGGCCUCGACAAGCCCACGCCGGUCGAGUCGUUGCAGGCGACACCCACCUCGACGAAGUAG